This is a messenger RNA of Diatraea saccharalis (sugarcane borer), 1132 nucleotides long. The record is from the annotation of a GenBank genome assembly. NCBI's taxonomy places the organism in Eukaryota, Metazoa, Arthropoda, Insecta, Lepidoptera, Crambidae.
AGUGACGUUAUAUGAUUGUAUUGUGUAUCAUUUUUUUAUUAAUUACUUGUGCAUCAAUCGGAUUGGAAAGCAUUACAUUAAUAAAACGACAUUAACAUGGGUUGUGAUGGCGGUACUAUUCCACGGCGAGAUGAACUCGUCAGACUAAAGAAGAAGCCCGAACAGAAAGAUAAAGACGCAGAACGUUCAUUUAAAUGGCGUAACUGCGCAUUGUCUCAACAACCUUUGCAAGAGCCAAUAGUUGCCUGCGGACUUGGUCGCCUCUAUACCAAAAGUUCAGUUCUCGAAGCCUUGUUAGACAAAGACACGAAACCUGAAUCAAUCAACCACAUCAAAAACCUCAAGGAUAUCAAAGAUUUGAAACUCGUCAAGAAUCCAGCAUAUGUUGCAUCAGAACAUACAGAGGGCUCUGUAGGUGAUGGUAGUGCUCCCUACAUCUGCCCCAUUAGUGGCCUAGAGAUGACUGGAAAGUUUCGAUUUAUCUUCCUGUGGAAUUGUGGCUGUGUACUUGCUGAAAGAGCACUAAGAGAAGUCAAACAAAAUAUUUGUCACAUGUGUCAACAACCAUUUACGGACAAUGAUGUCAUCGUCCUCAAUGGUACAGAUGAAGACUUAGAAAAGCUCAGAGAGAAGAUGGCAAUUCGUGUUGCAAAUAGAAAAAAUGGUAAGAAAUCAAAGGCGACCAAGUUGGAAAAAGUUGAAAAUGAGGUGCAGUCAACAAAUGCUGCGACUCCAUCAACGUCAAGUAGUGAACCAUCACCCUCAGGAAUAAAAACUGAAAACGAUAUAAAAAAAGAGGAUGAAUCAGAACCAGGUACCAGUCGGGUCACAAAACAUGAUAUUGAUACAAUUCCAUUGUCUUUGCCAAAGUAUAAUCCAAAUAAACAAACUCGUGGCCACUUUGGCUCAAGCAAGAGAGCUCACCCAACACAACUUAUUGAAGACCCAUCAUAUAAAAAGACAAAGAAAGAUUAUAGUAUAGCAAAAGACCCACAGUCAAGUGAAGUGUACAAAUCAUUAUUUACUUCUCACAAAAAUGAUAAAGACCAACAAAGAGCACAUUGGGUGACAUAUAACCCUUUUUAUAAUUGAUGUUUGUAAAUGUUGUUAAUUAAUAAAAAUGCAUAGUUUC